Molecule: messenger RNA, 1023 nt
Organism: Drosophila willistoni
Lineage: Eukaryota; Metazoa; Arthropoda; Insecta; Diptera; Drosophilidae
Product: circadian clock-controlled protein daywake-like
Exons: 3
Coding region: 1-756 (251 amino acids)
Source: RefSeq, a predicted model, not a curated record
AUGGAGAUAAGUUGUAUAUUUUUUAUAGUCGCUGUUAUUCACCUGGCUCAAAGCUAUCAACUACCACCUGAUGCCGAGAAAUGCAAAUUCUCGGAUGGAAAAUGCCUUACCAAUUUAUCAAAUUUUUUGAUUAAACAUUAUGGCAAGAACGAAUGGCCUGAAGUCAAUAUUUCUCGAUUGGAUGCUGUCAAUAUACCUGAUGUGUCAGUCGCACAAGAUGAUGUGAAGAAAGCCAUUUGGUAUCAGGUGAAAGCUAAAAAUCUUAUAGCUUAUGGCUUGGAGAAUACAACAAUUACUAAAGUUAAGUCAAAUUGGGACAAGAAGACAGUUGAUAUAUAUGGUAAAAUACCGAGACUUGCGGCCAAAUUGGAUUAUAGCUUAAGCACAAAAUUUAUAUCCUUUGUCUUUAAUGCUACGGGGCAUGGAACAGCAGAAGUUCAGAAUUUCCAAUUUAUUAUAAAAAACAAUUUUGUGGCCAAUAAUGGAUUUUUUAAACUGUAUAAAGUGCAUGUGACUACACAAAUUGAUCGAGCCAUAUUUGAUUUGACAAAUACACAUUCAGAUAAUACAGAUCUGGCAAUUGUGGUCAAUCAGCUGUUAAAUGAAAGUUGGCAAGAGAUUUGGCCUGAAGUAAAACCCAUUUUUGAAAACCUGUUGCGAGAAAAUUUUAUUCAAAUAGCAAAUAAUAUAUUGUCUUCAAUAAGGUAUGAGGAUUUGUUUUUGCCUGAAGAUACGGGUUUGGAUAAUUUAAAAUAAAUGGAUAAUGCUCAUAGAUCUAAAUAGAUUAGAAUUUGCAUUCUCAAAAUAUUUAUUAUUAAUACAUGAUAUUGGCUAAUGCAUACGUCUAUAUACAUUCUGAAUUAAGUAAACUAUUUCAACAUUAGGCACUAGAAUUGAAAAAAUAAUCUUGCCUCUCUGAGAUCCCUGGACCAAAUUUCUACUAUGUUCUUAAAGUUUAAAAAUGAACGAGUAUUCAAAAGUCUUAAAUGUAAAUUAAAACAAGAAUUGAAAUAUAUAUUAAUA